Haliotis rubra (blacklip abalone) is the source of this 543-nucleotide messenger RNA. Its product is annotated as chondroitin proteoglycan 2-like. Lineage: Eukaryota; Metazoa; Mollusca; Gastropoda; Lepetellida; Haliotidae. Bases 111 to 524 code for a protein of 137 amino acids. The transcript has 4 exons. The record is from RefSeq and is a predicted model, not a curated record. Gene Ontology annotation, cellular component: extracellular region. Gene Ontology annotation, molecular function: chitin binding.
AUCUCAUUUCACAACGACAUUCACGCAUGCUUCUCCCCACAAAACGCAGACGCUCAUCGGCCUGUUAGUUACCUAUUGUAGCGCUACUGAAUAAGUCGUCCCGACCAGGUAUGCUGUUGUGGAUUGUUCUGUUGGGCGUCAUUGCAGUGACCACCGGACUGGACUGCACUGGCCGACCAGAUGGUAUAUAUGAGUAUUCCUGCUUCUAUUUCGUGAUGUGUUCGCAAGGAGUGGCCGUUGAGAUAAGGUGUAACAUUACAGAUGUGUUCGACCCUGACGCAAUGAAAUGCGUGACCCCUGGAGUCGGGUACUGGCCGUGCAAUGACGCUGAGGACUGCUCAACCAAACCUGACAGCAGAUACCCCGACUUAGCAAGCGGCUGCAAGACCUACUACACAUGCCACAACGGCUUCUUCUACGGGCACAACUAUUGUCCGCAAGGUCUUGUGUUCGACCCAAUCAACCAGCUUUGCAACUGGCCCAACAACGUCGCACCGCCCUGUGGCACGUGUCUCUCCUGUUAAUAAAUAUAACAUGGCGGCA